Molecule: messenger RNA, 586 nt
Organism: Rhipicephalus microplus (southern cattle tick)
Lineage: Eukaryota; Metazoa; Arthropoda; Arachnida; Ixodida; Ixodidae
Product: protein Skeletor
Source: RefSeq, a predicted model, not a curated record
CUUGCUCUACGGGUGAGGUCGCAGAGAGGAACUUUUAUAAAGGCUCGGCGACGGUGCGACGCGAACUCUUCGCCCUCAGUCGGUACUUGUGGAGUGCGCGAUGAGCUGGGGAGCAGCCAUGUCUUCUCCGAGGGCGAACGUCAUCGUCGGGCUGCUGCUAGUCGGUGCCGUGGCGCUUCUGCUGCCCAAGACAGAAGCAGUGAAAGGGUUUGUGGCAGAUGAAGAACAGCACCUCAACUUGCUAAGACCACACAGGAACGGACCACUUCCCCACCGUGUCGCAAGAGAUAUCACUGGAUACAUCCGUGGUGUCCGGUGGUCUCCUAUAGGAGGCAGAUCUGCUCGGUCUCCUCUACCGGCGGUCAAGACAGCGCGCAAGGCAGCCGCACCGGUGACACUUCCAGCGCUCACCAAGAGAGCGCACAACGUCGGCUCGGGCCCCAUCGUGCUCAAGAGCAAGAAGAAGAUCUUCAUCCCCAAGUUGACCUAUGAUGGCGCUGGUCCCGACGUGUACUUUUUGGUGGGCAAGGGAGCUAAAGUCACCCACAAGGGCGCCACCAAAAUCCCCACUCCAACCGGAGAGUAA